GGCAGUCGCGUCGCGAAUUUCAAGUGGAAUGGAUCUCUAUGUCGUCGCGCUCGUCAAUUUUGCAGUUUUAAGGAAUAUUUCCGGUAUCUAGUGGCUCGUUAAUGGAUCAGGAAGUUAAUGACUGUGAACGAAAAAGUUUAGAAACGUCAUGUAAUACUUACUUCAUCGAAGGAGAGUGGCAGAAUCAGCUAUUUCCUUCAUAGAGAAUGUACGGUGUGGUGGCCCACCAGAACUAUGGUCGCCAGGAGCGGCAGCGAGCAGGGGCGCACCAGGGGGGCGGAGGCGGAAGCGGCGGAGUCGGUGGAGGCGGAGGAGGCAGUUCCGCCUCCGCCCAGGGUGACUCCGAGAGGCAGCAGUCGACUCAUCAUCAUCGCUCGGCCAGGCAUCCCAUCACCAGGAGGUUCCUCAACUACAUCAGGCGGAGGCUCCAUCCUGAACCAGGUCAGGAACAUUCAUUGAUUUGUUGAUUAAUUACUGAUGGAAUGUCUAAAUGAUACAGAUACAAUAUGAUACAGAUACAAUAUG
Messenger RNA from Nilaparvata lugens (brown planthopper), 525 nucleotides. Its product is annotated as UV excision repair protein RAD23 homolog B-like. The transcript has 3 exons. Lineage: Eukaryota; Metazoa; Arthropoda; Insecta; Hemiptera; Delphacidae. The coding region runs from base 207 to 467 and encodes 86 amino acids. The record is from RefSeq and is a predicted model, not a curated record.